GUGUGCUGGGUAUUCUUAGCUCCAAGCCGCCCGUCUCUGCCACCCCGUCGCGCAGCCUUCGUCUGCCUCAGUGUGCCGUCGCUCCAUCUCCUACCCGAUGCUGCACACCACCGCCUUCUGCUGCCUGGGGAAUCGCCCAUCGCCUGCCGUCGCCCGCCAGCCCGCCGCCUAAACUCGCCGCAUGCUUGCGCGACCUCGCCUUACCCACCGCCGCCGCAUCUCCUGCCUGCGUGGUCGGCCUUCGCCGCCAUGACAUCGUUCUUCGGGAGGCUAAAGUCUGGCACGAGUCCGGCGAGCCCUGCGUCGAGCAAUCCGCCUGCGAAGAAGGACCCCCAUGCCCCACAACUGACCCCUCUCGAGAAGCUCCUCGCCGAUGCGGGCCCAAUACGCGGCGACGGUAGCGACAAGUUCUUUGGCUUUGAAAACUUUGGAAGCACAUGUUACUGCAACUCUAUAAUACAAUGUCUAUACUACUCGGUCCCGUUCCGGGAACAGGUCAUCCACUUUCCCUCCAGAUCACCGCCGGAAGCCCUCGAGCGGCCCGCGAACGCACCUUUACCGCGAUUGAACACCGACCUGAUGCCUACCGCAAAUGGCCAAAACUCGGCCCUCUCGCCCAAGGGAAGGAACUCGGUAUCCAGCCCGAGCACAGCGUCACCCAGGAAGCCCGUAACAACCCCCGGGGGCGCCGUAAACCCCCAGGCCACCAAACCCGAGGAUAACAAGGACUCGCCCGAGUACAAGAAGAAGCAAGCGCUAGCGGCAGGCCCUGUAUUAACCAUGGACUACGAGAACUCAAAGGCAUACGGCAUGUCCGAGUCUCUUUUCACCUCGCUAAAGGACAUAUUUGAGGCAAUAAUUGCACAUAGGUCACAUAUUGGCGUGGUGAGCCCGCACAAGUUCCUCGAAAUCCUGCGGCGAGAGAAUGAGAUGUUUCGCACCGCGAUGCACCAAGAUGCGCACGAGUUCUUAAACCUGCUCUUAAACGAGGUGGUGGAGAACGUGGAGCACUUUUCCAAGUCGCGAAUACAGGAAAUCGGCCAUUCAGAAGCCAAUGGCCUGACAGUAAAUUCUGGCGUGGUCGUGCCAGAUCGGACGUCGACGAUGUCGAGCACAACGGGCUGGGUACACGAACUUUUCGAAGGCACACUGACAUCUGAAACAAGAUGUCUGACCUGCGAGAACACUUCGCAAAGAGAUGAAGCUUUCCUGGACCUGUCCGUCGAUUUGGACCAGCACUCGUCAGUGACGAGCUGCCUGCGAAAGUUCUCCGAGGAGGAAAUGCUUUGCGAACGUAACAAGUUUCACUGCGAUAAUUGCGGAGGAUUGCAAGAGGCGGAGAAGAGGAUGAAGAUCAAGCGACUACCAAAAAUUCUUGCGCUGCAUCUGAAGAGAUUCAAAUAUACCGAGGAUCUACAGCGUUUACAGAAGCUGUUUCACCGCGUAGUAUACCCCUACUAUUUGCGGUUAUUCAACACGACCGAUGAUGCGGAAGAUCCGGAUAGACUAUACGAGUUGUAUGCAGUAGUGGUCCACAUAGGAGGCGGACCUUACCACGGACACUACGUAUCGAUCAUCAAGACGCAGGACAGGGGAUGGCUGCUAUUCGAUGACGAGCUCGUGGAGCCUGUGGAUAAGGCGUAUGUUCGGAACUUUUUCGGAGGUGCAAAUGCGCUUGCGUGCGCCUAUGUCCUUUUCUACCAAGAGACGACGGAGGAGGCGAUGCAGCGAGAACUGGAGGACGAGGGUCUGGCUGCUGCGAAGCAGGCGACUGAGGCGACCGCAGAGACAGUCACUGUUACGACGCCGAAAGCGAAUGGCGUUGUGAAUGGGCACCCCCUUAUGCAUUCGACAACACCUAUUGCAGAGCAGGACAAUCACUUUGCGAGCCUAAGCCACGCGCCGACAGCACCACUGUUACCCCACGAGCACAAUUCCCUGGAUCACAUAGCGACGAGCAUUCCGAUAUUGGGUACGCGAAAGAGCAACCUCCAGUCCAAAAAAGAGAAGGCAGAAAGGGCCAAGGAAGAGAAAGAGCGCAAGGCACAGGAGAAGGAGCUAGAAAAGCAAGCCAAGCAGAAGCGCAAAGAGAUGGAAACACAACGCAGGGAGAACUACCGCAGACAAGAGGAGGAACUCCGCCAGGCGCUUGCAGCAUCUCGACUCACGGCGAACGAGGAGAAUAAGAAGAGGUACGAAGGAACGGGAGUAGACCAUGAGAAAGAAGCGGAGAAGGCAAACGGCUUUGGAAGCAAGACCGGCUUGAGCAGGUUCAGACACAGCUCUAUGAGCUUACGUCACAAGCCGAAGUUUUGGCCAGGCGGGAAAGACAAGCACGACGAGUCGGGUGAGCACGAUACUCCUAGCAUACCCGGCGUAGACACAGAAGGUGGCAGCGCCACUCCCCUGGCGACACCUGAUAAAGCGGAAAAGGAGAAGAAGAACCGGUUCAGCCUGGGGCGCAAGAAGUCGACAUUCCACCUCUAAUGGCAUCAAUCGACACGAUCGUCAUUCUCAACACCCCAGACGGAGGCACCCGUCAUUGGCGAUCCCAUUCAGCAUCUGUAUUUACAUUUGGCGCGGAUCUUGUGUAUAUUGUCUUCUUCACUUAUCGGAUAUAUCUCUCAACCACAAAACAAAGAUCUGCGGGCUAUGGGGGCGUUGAUGCUCCGCUGGAUGAUCACAAUCAUCAUUUACUUUUUUAGCUUAUGUACAUGGCAGAUUCUCGCAUGAUAUGAGGCAUGAGGGAUGCAGACGUUGGGUUCAGAGAAAGCGAGUUUGGCAUUUCAAGGCACUGAACGGGACAGGUGUGCGCAUUCUUGGUAGCGACUCGAUUUGUCCAUAGCGAUGAGGAUGGGAUGGUUAGUUGCCAUCCAUGAGCAAUUCAUUCUUAUAGAGUGGUCGAAAUGCGUAGCGAACUUGGACGGUGUUCAUUCGUGGCACUC
Molecule: messenger RNA, 2945 nt
Organism: Trematosphaeria pertusa
Lineage: Eukaryota; Fungi; Ascomycota; Dothideomycetes; Pleosporales; Trematosphaeriaceae
Product: cysteine proteinase
Exons: 4
Coding region: 250-2487 (745 amino acids)
Biological process (GO): protein deubiquitination
Cellular component (GO): nucleus; cytosol
Molecular function (GO): cysteine-type deubiquitinase activity; cysteine-type endopeptidase activity
Source: RefSeq, a predicted model, not a curated record